Engraulis encrasicolus (European anchovy) is the source of this 2211-nucleotide messenger RNA. RefSeq names its product leucine-rich repeat, immunoglobulin-like and transmembrane domains 1a (gene lrit1a). The transcript has 4 exons. Bases 1 to 1980 code for a protein of 659 amino acids. Gene Ontology annotation, molecular function: protein binding. The record is from RefSeq and is a predicted model, not a curated record. NCBI's taxonomy places the organism in Eukaryota, Metazoa, Chordata, Actinopteri, Clupeiformes, Engraulidae. Gene Ontology annotation, cellular component: endoplasmic reticulum membrane.
AUGUUCCUCACGUUUGUUUUGGGUGUCCUCGUAAUGACGUUGCGACUCGUUUGGACGUCCUGCCCUUCGCAGUGCAGUUGUUUUUACCAUAACUUGAGUGACGGAUCCCGGGCAAGGAGUGUUAUUUGCAAUGACCCAGAGAUUUCAUUGGUGCCUGCCAGCUUUCCCGUCGAUACAUCUAAGCUCAGGAUCGAGAAAACUGCCAUCAAAAGAAUCCCAGGCGAAGCGUUCAGCUACCUCUCCAAUUUGGAAUUUCUCUGGAUGUCCUUUAACGUUCUGUCCCAGGUCAACACAGACAGCUUCCGUGGUCUGCUGAGUUUGGAGGAGCUGCGCCUGGAUGGUAACGAGCUGACGGCGUUUCCAUGGGAAUCACUCACUGACUUGCCCAGCCUCAAACUUCUUGACUUGCACAACAAUCAAAUUUCAGCUCUUUCUUCUGAAGCAACAUUGUACAUUAAGAAUCUGACAUACUUAGAUCUCUCCAGCAACAACAUACAGACUGUGCCAUCAGAUGUCCUUGCAACAUGGCUGUCAGUGAAGCCCAUCCCUGGGGCAGACUCCAAAAUGAUAUUAGGUCUACAUGACAAUCCCUGGGUCUGUGACUGCCGCCUGUAUGAUCUGGUCCAGUUCCAGAAAGCGCCAUCAUUACUGGUGGCCUUCAUAGACACCCGGCUGAGGUGUGCCGAGCCGGAGAGCAUCUCUGGUGUGCUUUUCAGCGACGCAGAGCUGAGGAAAUGCCAGGGCCCCAGGGUUCACACGGCCGUGGCUCGGGUCCGCAGUCCAGUGGGGAACAACGUGCUGCUGCGCUGCGGCACCAUCGGUGUCCCCAUCCCAGAGCUGGCCUGGAGACGGGCCGACGGGAGACCCAUGAACGGAACAGUUGAGCAAGAAAAUUCGAAGGAGGGGAUUGUUUGGUCAAUCCUAAGCGUGCCAGCCGUUUCUUACCUGGACUCUGGCAAAUACAUUUGUAAAGCCACAAACUACGCGGGCACCGCAGAGGCCGUCAUCUCCCUGAUGAUUACAGAGUCGCCGACGAGGCCGGACAGCCAGACAGCGACUCCAAAGGCACUGAGAGGAAAGAAGCCCAACGCUGGGCCGGGCAAAGCAGCGGCCUACCAGGAGAAGCUCAUAGCUAAAUAUGUCUCUCCAACACCCACCAGUCAGGCCAGCCCCGUCAUGGAGCCAACCCGCUACACAGGCCCUUACCCUGGGGAGCGCGGCAGCUACAGCACCGACAGGGCCAGUGGUGCAAACCUGCAGACCAGCAGCAGCAGCAACACUGACAUAGGUUCCAAUGUCCAGACCACCGGACCAGACGGAUUGCUUGAGACCAACCUGAGCAAUCUGGCGGCCAACGCCUCGUCUCUGCAGCAGGACCCCGACAGGGUGGUGCGCUCGGUCAAGUUCAUCGGAGACACCGACAACACGGUCUGUCUGACCUGGCGGGCUCCCAAGGCCAAGAAUACCACGGCGUUCAGCGUGCUCUACGCCGUGUUCGGCGAGCGGGACAUGCGGCGCAUCAACGUCAACCCUGGCAACAACCGCAUCAUGAUCGAGGGCUUGGUGCCAAAGACAAAAUACAUCGCCUGCGUGUGUGUCAAGGGGCUGAUCCCCAAAAAAGAGCAGUGUGUAAUCUUCUCGACAGAUGUGGCGGCCCAAGCCACUGCAAUGCAAAAGCUCAUUAAUGUGGUGGUAAUCACGGUGGCCUGUGUGAUCGCCGUCCCGCUCACCGUGAUCGUCUGCUGUGGGGCACUCAAGAGGAAAAUCCAAAAAAUUCUGGGCAAAAAGUCAAAAGACAUGCAGGACUCGUAUGUGACAUUUGAGACCCUCUCCCCCGGCACCAAGGCGAAGGGCUUAGAGGGGGAGUAUCUGAACAGACUAAACCCAGAGGAAUCAAACAGACUUUUAUCGGCCAGGUCCAGCCUGGACUCGGAGCUGACUGCUAAAAUAGAGGGCCAGCCAAACGAAUAUUUCUGCUGACAGAGUAUUGUGGGUCAUGAUUGCCCGCCCUGCUGACACUUGGACCCUCAGCCUCUCAGUUUGUGAUGGCUUUGCAAAGGAGGAUUCAGGCAUUUCAGUGGCAUAAGGAACUUUAUACAAAGGGAUUAUGUUAAACUCACAACAUGGCUGAAUGUGCAUUGUAUAAAAAAGCAGAUACUUUGUAAAAUAACAAUAUGUAUGGAAUGAUGCGCUUGUCUAAGUGUGUGUGUG